This is a messenger RNA of Amphibalanus amphitrite, 949 nucleotides long. RefSeq names its product sorting nexin-27-like (gene Snx27). The record is from RefSeq and is a predicted model, not a curated record. NCBI's taxonomy places the organism in Eukaryota, Metazoa, Arthropoda, Thecostraca, Balanomorpha, Balanidae. Gene Ontology annotation, molecular function: phosphatidylinositol-3-phosphate binding; protein binding. The transcript is spliced from 7 exons. Gene Ontology annotation, cellular component: early endosome; cytoskeleton. Gene Ontology annotation, biological process: intracellular protein transport; signal transduction. The annotation marks the transcript as partial.
ACUGGGGCCUCUCCUUUUAUUGAUGGAGAUGGCAUGGACGCCGGCUCGAUGAGGGGCCAGAGGGGCGGUGGCGGGGCGCCACGCGGCCCGCGCACCGUCACCAUCACCAAGACAGAGACCGGCUUCGGGUUCAAUGUGCGCGGCCAGGUGUGCGAGGGCGGCCAGCUGCGCAGCAUCAACGGCGAGCUGUACGGGCCGCUGCAGCACGUGUCCGCCGUGCUGGAGGCCGGCGCCGCGCACCAGGCCGGCGUGCUCAAGGGCGACCGCAUCCUCGAAGUGAACGGCGUCAAUGUGGAGGGCGCCACCCACAAGCAGGUGGUGGAGCACAUUAAGUCGGGCGGCGACCGGCUCACCCUCACCGUCAUCUCCGUCUCGGCUCAGGAGGCGGAGCGGCUGGAGCCGAGCGAGGAGGGCAGCACGUGCACGGCAGUCGACUACUCGGAGAAGCGCUCGCUGCCCAUCUCCAUUCCUGAGUACUCGACGGCCGAGCACCGCGGCGACAAGUUUAUCGUGUACAACAUCUACAUGGCCGGCCGCCACCUCUGCUCGCGGCGGUACAGCGAGUUCGCCAACCUGCACAAGGAGCUCAAGAGGGAAUUUGUCGACUUCAGCUUCCCAAGUCUGCCCGGAAAAUGGCCGCUCAAGAUGAGCGAGCAGCAGCUGGACCAACGGCGCCGCGGCCUGGAGGCCUACCUGGAGAAAAUCUGCUCGGUGCGCGCCAUCGCAGAGUCCGACCUCGUGCAGGAGUUUCUCACCGACAGUGACGACGAACAGGGCCACGUGGUGGUGGGCCUGAAGGUGCUGCUGCCCGACCAGGAGGUGGUCUCCGUGGCCGUCACCAAGAGCGCGCGCGCCGGCGACGUGUACCGCGCCGUCGUGCUCAAGACCGGCAUGCAGCCGGAGACGGCCGACGCGUUCGCGCUCUUUGAGAUAGUCGAGUACCAUUUCG